AAUGUGUCCACUGAAGAUGAUAAAGAAGAGGUCACUGCAAAACAAGAUCAUUCACACCAGAGAUCCAGGGAAGAAAGACCAUCAUACAAGGUUCCUUUCAAAGAGGACUAGAUACUAAUCUGCUAUUUACACUUGGAUUUGUAAAAUGUUUUUUCUUCUGACCUUCUGUUUCUACUUCCGAUUUAAUCAAGUGAACCCAUUGGCUCUAGACCCGUGUUCUGCCUACAUAAGUCUGAAUGAGCCUUGGAGAAAUACUGACCACUUGUUUAACGAGUCCCAAGACAAACCGAUGUGUGACAACCACCUUGACGGCGAGUGGUAUCGGUUCACUGGUAUGGCUGGAGAUGCUAUGCCAACAUUUUGUAUUCCGGAGAACCACUGUGGCACGCAUGCACCAAUCUGGCUAAAUGGCAACCACCCAAAUGAAUCAGAGGGCAUUGUGCAAAGACAAGCCUGUGCCAGCUACAGUAAUAACUGCUGCCAGUGGAACACCACUUUGGAUAUCAAGGCUUGCCCAGGAGGUUACUAUGUUUAUCGACUAACAAAACCAAGUGUCUGCUUCCAUGUCUACUGCGGACACUUCUACGAUAUCUGUGAUUUGAUGGAGUGCGGAGGAACCUGUCUGGACACUGGAAAUUGCAUUUGCAGUACUGGAACAGUUCUAGGUCCUGAUGAGCAAACCUGUUUGGAUGAAAAUGAAUGUGAGCACAACAAUGGUGGCUGUAGUGAGGUCUGUAUCAACCUAAAGAAUUCCCAUCGCUGUGACUGUGGAACAGGACGAGUGCUUCGCAGUGAUGGAAAAACGUGUGAAGAUAUUGUGGGCUGUCAAAACAAUAAUGGAGGUUGCAGUCACAGCUGUGUGCAGUCUGGUGAAACAUACCAGUGUCAGUGCCCACGGGGGCUUAUCUUAUCUGAGGAUAACCGCACAUGUCAAGUUCCAGUAAUAUGUAAACCAAGCUCCAUAGAGGUCUCUGUCCCAAAGGAUCUAGUUGGGGGACUUGAGCUGUCACUGACUAAUUCCUCCUGCAAGGGUGUGUCCAAUGGUACUCACGUCAAUAUCCUUUUCACCCUGAAGACUUGUGGGACAGUCAUCAAGGUAGUAAGCGAUAAGAUAAUCGCUACCAAUCUAGUGACAGGAAUGCCCAAGCAGACCUUAGGGAGUAAUGGGGACAUUAUAAUUCGUACAAGCAAGAUACUGAUCCCUAUAACAUGCGAGUUCCCAAGACUUUACACAAUCUCUGAGGGUUAUGUGCCCAACCUUAAGAACUCGCCUUUGGAAAUUAUGGGGCGUAAUAGGGGAACGUUUCCCUUCACCCUGGAGAUAUUCAAGGAUAAGGAUUUCGACAAACCCUACAGAGAGACUCCACCAGUGCUCAAACUCAGAGACUCCCUUUACUUUGGCAUUGAACCUUUGAUGCGUGUGAAUGGUCUUGAGACCCUGGUGGAGAGUUGUUUUGCAACACCUACCUCCAAAAAUGAUGAAAUUCUGAAGUACUACUUAAUCCAGGACGGGUGUGUCUCAGAUGAUGCUGUAAAACAAUAUACAUCAAAAGAUCAUCUUGCCAAACACUUUCAGGUCCCAGUGUUUAAAUUUGUGGGAAAGGAUAACAAGGAGGUGUUCCUGCACUGCCAGAUUCUGGUCUGUGGAGCCACGGAUGAGCGAUCACGCUGUGCCCAAGGUUGCCGCCGCCGGAUGCGCAGAUCAGCAGAUAUGGAGGAUGGAACAAGUCAUCUGUCGAACCAUCUCCUCACUGGAGGUCCCAUAAUAAUAGAUAUGGAAGAAUAGCUUUGUCCUCAUACAGAUCCACAAUGCUGUAAAUAAUGUGCCUCACUAUGAUGUUAAUUCCAUCUUUUUAGCCUUUAUACUGUAUUUAAAAUUAUUCCCUGAUUUCACGUGUUUAUUUAUCUAACCCAUGUAAGUAUUUUUUACACUUUACAUUCUGUGUACUAUAUGAAAACCUGGCUAUCCAUUUUUCACCAGAUAUACAAAGCUAAAAUAAUCUAUGGUUUCUAAUUGUAUCUGAUUAAAUGGGAACAGCUUUUCAA
This is a messenger RNA of Pseudophryne corroboree (corroboree frog), 2046 nucleotides long. RefSeq names its product oncoprotein induced transcript 3 (gene OIT3). Lineage: Eukaryota; Metazoa; Chordata; Amphibia; Anura; Myobatrachidae. The coding region runs from base 146 to 1786 and encodes 546 amino acids. The record is from RefSeq and is a predicted model, not a curated record. Gene Ontology annotation, molecular function: calcium ion binding. The transcript has 9 exons.